GCGGACAUUUUAGUUCGAGUGGGGCGUUCGCGGCGGCGCGUGAGCGAGGGCACAACACACAGAGAGACAGAGAGGGACCGAACGAAAAGAGCCGCCUUUGUGUGUUGCGCGCUCAAGAAAGCAACGCAGCCGUCGACGGCUGAGCCGCAGACAGUCCAGCCACCAAAGUGAUGACGUCGCCAAACCGGCCCCCGGCGGGCCCCGUCGAGCCGAGCCGCCCCUGAAAACCACCCCCACCCCCUCGAGGAAAAUGGUCCAGCAGACGGCACCCCUCUGGCGCCAAAACGCACAACUUUUCUUCUUCGCCCUGUUGUUGGCGCUCCAGGCGUCGAGCAGCAGGUUGGCGGAGGUGGCUGAAGAGGAGCAACAUUGCGUUCAGGACGGCCCCCGGCUCACUUGUAAUGGACUUUUGCCUGCCGCCCCCAACAAUGAGGUGCUCGACGUGCGGGUCAACGACUGGCCAGAGAUCAUCUUCGAUCCGAGGUCGUUGACACAAACAUACAAGAAUGUCAAGAACCUCACGAUCCAAGGCGAUCCAAACACAAUGCGCCGCUUCACCCACGCGUUCCCCGCGGGCCUCGGGCUGCAGGUGUUGAAUAUUUCACGUCUCGGUCUGGUCGCUCUGGAGCCGCCGGGCCUGUUUGACAACCUGGCGAACACCCUCGUCGUGCUGGACGCGUCGCACAACCAGCUCCACCAACUCGCCGCCGCCACCCUGUCACAGUUGACCUACCUGAAGGCGGCGUACUUUGAAGGUAAUCCGUGGAAAUGUGGCGCUGAACUUUCAUGGUUACUGAAUGCAUCUCUGACGUCGCGCCUGCUGGACCUGGCGUCGUGGGAGUGCGGCCCUGCGUAUCAGGGCAAGUCGGUCCUGCCCGUGCUGCAGAUGCAGCGCACCCUGCUGUCGCAGUGCCCCAGCAGGCCACCCUACAACUGCUCAUGCAUCCUCACCAACGUGGUUCCCGGCAUGAGUGGGGUCGACCCUGGCUUCCUCAUUCCAGUCAUCACCGUCAACUGCACCGCCAGGGGUCUGUACAGGGCGCCGCCGUACCUCCCCGUCAACACCACCACGCUCAUCCUCUCAAAGAAUAUGAUCUCGGACGUGCGGCCACUGGCCAUGAACCCUCAUUACCGGCAGGUGAAAGACAUUUUCCUCGACAACAAUCAAAUCCGCAGCAUAGCCACCCUCGAGGGCGCUGAGUGGCUCACCACCUGCCGAGUCUUCAGCCUGCGAAAUAAUUACCUUUCUCAGAUUCCUGUUUAUGCGAUUGACAAUGGUCUGGGGAAAAAUAAAAACCUUGCGCAACUCUAUCUCGGCAACAAUCCAUGGGUGUGCGACUGCAUGUUUACUCCAGGGUUUCAGGACCUGCUCGCGAAGUAUCAGUCGGUCAUAAAAGAUGCCAAUGAUAUUAGGUGCGCGCUCAGAGAAGCAGACGAGAAUUCCUUCCAACCAAUAAGGCACCUGUCCCGAAGUCUGCUGUGCCAGGAGCCGAAGGGCGGACUCUCCGGACUGGACAUUCUCAACGUCUCGCUGGCCCUGUGCAUUUUGUUGGUGUUGGGCAAGCUGGCUUACGACUACUGGUCAUUCAAGACCUCUGGCAGGCUCCCCUGGUUGGUGGCCAAAAUGCCGUGAUUACUUAAAAAAUAAAACUUUGAAUAAUAAACCGCGCUGUGCACGAAUAUAUUAUAUAAUUGUAUAUUACAAAACAAUCUGUGUAUAAAGUGAUGUCCAUAAAUAAUAUUUGUAAAUGUGUGUAAAGGCUUUAAUUUUUUAUUAUGAUCGAGUGUACGUACAGUCAAGUUAUGUACUUGUUUCGAAGAAGGAGAAGUUGUGUUGUAAUUGGAAUUACACUCUUAUUUAUAAACUCGUUGUGAUGAUGUCGAAAUGAAAAAUUCUCAAAACAAACAAGCAGAGCGUAUCAAAAUAUCACUCAUCCUGGCCAUUCGCCAAAUA
Molecule: messenger RNA, 1954 nt
Organism: Neocloeon triangulifer
Lineage: Eukaryota; Metazoa; Arthropoda; Insecta; Ephemeroptera; Baetidae
Gene: swi2
Product: protein singed wings 2
Exons: 8
Coding region: 251-1633 (460 amino acids)
Cellular component (GO): plasma membrane
Source: RefSeq, a predicted model, not a curated record